AUUGGACGUCCCUUGCUUUUGGUGCAUUUUAAACUUCAAAAUCCGUGCACAGUUUCAUUUUAGGAAAAACAAUGUUAAAUUGAAUUUCUCCUUGAAUAGCCUGGGAGACCAAACUCAGGGCCUAUGAUGAUUAGAACAACGCGAGAUUUCUUUGAUGGCUAACGUGAACUGACGUGAACUAGCUGCAACAACCACUGUGACACCGGUACUGGUGAUCCACCUCCAGCUGCAAAUCGUCCCUCCGGUGGUCUACGUCUGAUAGAGAGAAACGUAUAAACUAACCACCCACAGAGGGGUCCUGUCUGCUGGCUUGAAGCGCCCUCCUUGCCCCUCGGACUGUCCGCUGCUCUCGUCCUUUAAUCGGCCAGCCUCAUCCAGCCCCACUGUGGAUCUUUAGCCCCUCCGGCAGGACAGUGGCAGAGGCGGAGCCAGAGCCAUCGGGGACCAUAGCAGCAGGCAGCAGGGCUCCAUGAGCGCCACGGGGCAGCAGCAGCAGCAAGGGGGGGGCCUGCGUUCUCGCCGAGGCCUUGGCCGGGAAAAGGACCCUGGGCCGGGCCUGGGCAUGGAGGCGGCCUGCUGGCUGGCCCCCGGAGUGCUGCGCAGGCUGAUCGAGCUGCCCACACCCCCCCUGUCCCGACACCAGCUCAAGAGACUGGAGGAGCACAGGUACAGCAGUGCGGGGCGCUCCCUGCUGGAGCCGCUGAUGCAGCGUUACUGGGAGUGGUUGGUGGGACGAGUCCCCGCUUGGAUCGCCCCCAACCUCAUCACCAUCAUCGGCCUGGCCACCAACGUCUUCACCACCCUGGUGCUCAUCUACUACUGCCCCACGGCCACUGAACAGGCUCCUCUCUGGGCGUACCUGCUGUGUGCGGUGGGUCUGUUCAUCUACCAGUCGUUGGACGCCAUUGAUGGGAAGCAGGCGAGACGCACCAACAGCAGCUCUCCGCUGGGCGAGCUGUUCGACCACGGCUGUGACUCCCUCUCCACCGUGUUUGUGGUGUUGGGAACCAGUAUAGCCGUGCAGAUGGGCACCAACCCGGACUGGAUGUUCUUCUGCUGUUUCGCCGGGAUGUUCAUGUUCUACUGCGCUCACUGGCAAACAUACGUGUCAGGAACGCUGCGCUUCGGCAUGUAA
Notothenia coriiceps (black rockcod) is the source of this 1135-nucleotide messenger RNA. It is a transcript of the gene cept1b, whose product is annotated as choline/ethanolamine phosphotransferase 1b. Gene Ontology annotation, molecular function: diacylglycerol cholinephosphotransferase activity; ethanolaminephosphotransferase activity. Gene Ontology annotation, biological process: phosphatidylethanolamine biosynthetic process. The coding region runs from base 470 to 1135 and encodes 221 amino acids. Gene Ontology annotation, cellular component: Golgi apparatus; endoplasmic reticulum membrane. The record is from RefSeq and is a predicted model, not a curated record. NCBI's taxonomy places the organism in Eukaryota, Metazoa, Chordata, Actinopteri, Perciformes, Nototheniidae. The transcript has 5 exons.